AUGGUCGCACCUCAACGUCGUACGGUGAUGCCAGCGCUGGGCUUGCUUGCCUCGUCGCUGUGCUCAUUGCUCUUGACCGCAAAUGCUGCCACCGUCGAGCAGCACUGGAAUAUCAACUGGGUGCCCGAUGUUAAUCCAGACGGCCUUUACCCAAGGCACGUCAUUGGCGUCAAUGGUAGCUGGCCUCCUCCCAUCAUCAACGUCAACGCAUCAGACACGGUUCGUAUCACUGCUACCAACAAGCUUGAGACCGGCGUCGGUGCCUCGCUCCAUUCGCACGGCAUGUUCUUCAACCGUACUGGCUACUAUGACGGCGCUGUAGCGAUCACUCAAUGUCCCAUCCCUCCUGGCCAAUCCUUCACAUACGAGACGCUCAACUCGCCCGCUUCGCCUGCCGACCGUCGUAAGCAGAUGGGCACCUUCUGGAUUCAUGCGCACAACAACGACCAGUACACCGACGGUCUUCGUUCUCCUGUCAUCAUCCACCCCGAUGACCCGGCGGACAUUCACUACAACUACGACGACGACUACACCGUCAUCCUCGGCGAUUGGUACCACUCCAACUACACAGACUUGGUCAAGAACGAGUUUAUGAACCGCAAAAACCCUACCGGUGCCGAACCCGUCCCCAAAUCUGGUCUCAUCUACUUUGCUCACACUUCCAACAAGACUUCGGCUGCCACCUACCUGCCUGGCUUCAGCGAGAACGCUACGCUCCCCUUCGAGGCGGGCAAGACGUACAGGUUGCGUGUCAUCAACAUGUCGGCGCUAGCUGCUUUUUACUUCUACCUGUCCGGUCACGACAUGCAGGUGAUCGAGGUCGAAGGUGUUGAUGUGCUGCCUCAGCCUGUCGAUUUCCUCUCGGUUGCCGUAGCGCAGCGUUUCAGCGUGCUCGUCACAGCGAGAAACGACACUGAUCCCCAGAACUGGAAGUUGCACGCCAACAUGGACGAGGACAUGUUUGACGUUGUUCCCGAAGAUCUCCAGCUCAACGUGUCGGCGACCAUCUCGUAUCCCAACGCUCCCAAGGACAAGUUCGGACCGGAAAAGAUCCUCGAAGAGUACACUUACUUUGAUGACCUUCAAUUCGUCCCCGUCAACGCUGAGCCUAUGGUCACUCCCGACGCAGUCCAUCGUCUCGAUGUUUCGUUCGACACCAUGUCCGACGGUGAAAAUUAUGCCGCUUUCAACAACAUCUCUUACGUUGCUCCCCAGGUGCCGGCUUUGUUCUCUGCCGAAUCCAUGGGUGCGCUCGCUUCCAACCCGGCUAUCUACGGCCCUAACUCGAACGCCUUUGUUAUCAAGCACAACGAAAUGAUCGAAGUUCAGCUCUUUAACUGGGACGCUGGUAAGCAUCCCUUCCAUCUUCACGGUCAUCACUUCCAGGUCGUUCACAAGUCGCAGGAUGUCACUUCAGACGAUCCGACUAUCAACCCUCCGUUCAACUCGUCACAGGUCAACCCCAUGAGGCGCGACACGGUCAUGGUCCCACCCGGCGGAUCGGCUUACUUGCGCUUCAGGGCCGACAACCCAGGAGCUUGGUUCUUCCACUGCCACAUUGAUCCUCAUCUCGUGUCUGGUCUGGCCUCGAUUUUCAUCGAAGCACCCGAUGUUCUGUCCGACAGUUUCCUCAACGUGCCUAGCUACAUCAAGAAUCAAUGUCAGGCUCAAGGGAUUGCUACCACCGGCAACGCCGUUGGCCUCAACUCUACCUCCGACUUUGAUGGUCUCGCCAAGGGUCCUACAUAUCUCGAGUCUGGCUGGACCGGUCGUGCGAUCGCUGCUUUCACGGGCUGCAUCAUCACCGGCCUGCUCGGUCUCGCUACCGUCGUCGUUUACGGCUGGCAUUCGGGCGAAGAGGACGACGACGAGGAAGAGGAGGACAAGUGA
Molecule: messenger RNA, 1890 nt
Organism: Mycosarcoma maydis (corn smut)
Lineage: Eukaryota; Fungi; Basidiomycota; Ustilaginomycetes; Ustilaginales
Product: iron transport multicopper oxidase
Exons: 1
Coding region: 1-1890 (629 amino acids)
Biological process (GO): reductive iron assimilation; cellular response to iron ion starvation
Cellular component (GO): high-affinity iron permease complex
Molecular function (GO): ferroxidase activity; copper ion binding
Source: RefSeq, a predicted model, not a curated record